Messenger RNA from Jatropha curcas, 1606 nucleotides. Its product is annotated as Acyl-CoA thioesterase family protein. Gene Ontology annotation, molecular function: fatty acyl-CoA hydrolase activity. NCBI's taxonomy places the organism in Eukaryota, Viridiplantae, Streptophyta, Magnoliopsida, Malpighiales, Euphorbiaceae. The record is from RefSeq and is a predicted model, not a curated record. Gene Ontology annotation, biological process: acyl-CoA metabolic process; fatty acid catabolic process.
CCUCGGAUCACUAGAUCCCGCACCAUUAUAAAUCUACCAUUGUUUGCCCUCGUGUAUCGAACCUGGACUACUGUUCUUCCAUUUCUAUCUAACAGAAAGAUCAAGCUCGAAUUUUCUCAUUUAUGUCUCAAUUCGACCGCUCCGUAAUGGACACUGAAUCAGUAAUCGAGUUUCUUGGCGGCGUUCCUUUGCUACAGAGACUCCCAAGCUCGUCUAUCAAGAAAAUUUCUUCACUCGUUACUGUUAAACACUACGAGAAAGGACAGCAUGUUAUUCGCGAGGGAGAGAUUGCAGAAGGAAUCUAUAUAAUAUGGGAAGGGGAGGCUGAAGUAUCUGGAUCAAUUCAUGCGGAGGAACACGAUCGCCCCGAGUUUCAAUUGAAACGCUAUGAUUACUUUGGUGACGGUGUCGUUGCUUCCGUUCAGCAGGCAGAUGUUAUUGCUUUGACGAAGCUGACCUGCUUAGUGUUGCCCCAUGAACACUGUACUUUACUUCGUCCCAAAUCAAUGUGGAGUGCUGAUAAGACACCGGACUCGUGCUCCCUUGUGGAGAGUAUAUUGCAUUUGGAGCCUAUAGAAAUGAAUAUAUUCCAAGGGAUUACCUUACCAGAUGCCCCAAAAUUUGGAAAAGUCUUUGGAGGACAGUUUGUUGGGCAGGCACUGGCUGCAGCAUCAAAAACUGUUGAUUGUCUUAAGGUUGUUCAUAGCUUACAUGCCUAUUUUCUUCUUGUUGGAGAUUUUAACAUGCCAAUUUUAUAUGAAGUGCAGCGUGUACGUGAGGGGAAAAGUUUUGCCACCCGGAGAGUUAAUGCGGUGCAAAAAGGGAAUAUUGUGUUCACGUUGAUGGCUUCAUUUCAGAAAGAACAACAAGGGUUUGAACACCAAGAAGUAACAAUGCCGAAUGUCCCAGAACCAGAGAUGCUUCUGUCAAUGGAGGAGCUGCGCCAGAAACGUCUAACAGAUCCUCGUCUUCCAAGGAGCUACAGAAACAAGGUCGCCUCAAAAGAUUUUGUCCCCUGGCCCAUAGAGAUAAGGUUUUGUGAGCCAAACAAUAAUACUAAUCAGACAAAAUCUCCUCCAAGUUUGAGGUACUGGUUUAGAUCAAAAGGAAAACUUUCUGAUGACCAGGCUUUACAUAGAUGUGUAGCAGCAUAUACCUCAGAUCUUAUAUUUCUUCAAGUUAGCAUGAAUCCCCACCGUGCUAAGGAUCUGAAGACGGCUUCAGUGAGUUUAGACCACUCGAUGUGGUUCCACAGGCCCUUUAGAGCUGAUGAUUGGUUAUUAUUUGUGAUGGCUAGUCCUGCUGCCUCCCAAGCACGUGGUUUUGUAUCUGGCCAAAUGUUCAACAGAAAGGGAGAGCAUGUCGUAUCAGUGACUCAAGAGGGUCUUCUCAGGAAGGCUUCAACACCAAACCCCGCUACUGCCUCAAAGCUGUGAAUGUUCAUGCACUGGGUUCUAGGCCAGAAUGUGUUGUUUAGAAAUCUAGGUUAUCCAAAUUUUGCUCCUUAUGAAUUGUAAUGAGUUUUCAAUCAUAAUAACAACUGUCAACCAUAUAGCUUAUCAUCUAAUAAAGUUUGAUUCUAGCAGCCGGGCUGCUUUUUUCUGCA